AUGGGAAAAACCUCGCGUGACAAGAGAGACAUCUACUAUCGUCUGGCGAAGGAGAACAAAUGGCGAGCACGGAGCGCGUUCAAGUUGAUGCAGAUUGAUGAUGAAUUUCAGAUUUUGAAAGGCGUCACUCGUGCUGUCGACCUAUGCGCAGCGCCUGGAAGUUGGUCCCAAGUGCUCUCGAAACGUCUUUACGAAGAAGACGAGAAGGCGAAAAUUGUGGCAAUCGAUUUGCAGCCAAUGGCGCCGAUUCCAGGGGUUAUCCAGUUGCAAGGAGACAUCACAUCAGUGGAGACUGCCAACCAGGUCAUUGAACAUUUCUCUGGCGAAAAAGCGGAUAUCGUAAUCUGCGACGGCGCUCCAGAUGUCACGGGAAUCCACUCUCUUGACGAAUUCAUGCAAGCCGAGCUCAUCCUGGCCGCCUUCAACAUCACAAGCCACGUUUUGAAGAACGGCGGAAACUUCCUGGCUAAGAUCUUCCGCUCCCGGAAUUCAUCGCUUCUCUACGCUCAAAUGAAACGAUACUUCAAGCAGGUCUACCUGGCGAAACCUCGAAGUUCCCGUCAAUCCAGUUGUGAGGCUUUUGUCCUUUGCCUGGACUACUCGCCACCAGAGGGAUUCGUUCCGACGAUGAAUAAGACGUCGUUGGAGAUCAAAGACAAUGUUACUGCGGACGUUAUCGAUGGAUUUGUGACUUGUGGCGAUUUGAGUGGUUGGGAUAGUGAGAAAUCGUAUCCGCUGGAUAUCGAAUGCUCAUUUCCGAGAGGCACACAGGAUGAGGAUGAUAAAAAACGCUACGAAUUCAAAGACGUCGCUCUCGAAAAAAAGAAGACGGGAGUUUUCUCAAAAAUGAACGCCGAAAUGAACAAGGAGAUGAAGGCAGCGAUUAAACGGGAGAAGAAGCAUCGGGAGAUGACGGCGGAGGCUGCUGAGAAGGAAUCUGAGAAGGAACCUGAAAAGGAAGCUGAAGACGUGGCAGAUGCGCUGGAGAACAAGGUCAAUAUUGAAGAAUGA
Molecule: messenger RNA, 1011 nt
Organism: Caenorhabditis briggsae
Lineage: Eukaryota; Metazoa; Nematoda; Chromadorea; Rhabditida; Rhabditidae
Exons: 4
Coding region: 1-1011 (336 amino acids)
Biological process (GO): cytoplasmic translation; tRNA methylation
Cellular component (GO): cytoplasm
Molecular function (GO): tRNA methyltransferase activity
Source: RefSeq, a predicted model, not a curated record